AAAUUAAUUCACAAAAUAAAUAAAUAAAAUGGUAUCAAGAAAUAGUAAUCUUCCACCUGGUUUUAGAUUCCAUCCUACAGAUGAAGAACUAAUAAUGCACUACCUUCGAAACCAAGCUACGUCGAAACCCUGCCCCGUUUCGAUUAUACCCGAAGUCGACAUCUACAAAUUCGAUCCGUGGGAGUUGCCCGAAAAGGCGGAAUUCGGAGAAAACGAGUGGUACUUCUUUACGCCGCGAGAUAGGAAGUACCCGAACGGGGUCCGCCCUAAUAGGGCAGCCGUGUCGGGAUAUUGGAAAGCCACGGGCACGGAUAAAGCGAUAUACAGUGGAUCGAAAUACGUCGGCGUGAAGAAAGCACUCGUUUUCUACAAGGGCAAACCACCGAAGGGAAUCAAGACCGAUUGGAUCAUGCAUGAGUAUCGAUUGAGCGAAUCGCGAUCGCAAACCUACAAGCAAAAUGGUUCCAUGAGGUUGGAUGAUUGGGUGCUGUGUAGAAUAUACAAGAAGAAGAAUUUGGGGAGAAUUAGUAAUUAUUGUGAUGAUGACCAACAAAGGGUUGUUGAAGAAUCAUCAUUUGCUCAUGAAAUAAGUAACGGUGGUGAAAUACCGCAAAUGCCCUCCAUGAAAUUAUUAUUACCGAGAACGUGUUCGCUAACACUUCUACGGGAUUUUGGCUACAUGGGCUCGAUCUCGCAACGACUACUGAACGAGACUUGUAAUAGUUCGUACAAUGUGCCCUUCAAUUACAUUCAAGAACCGGUCGGCAACAACAACAAUAAUGAUAAUAAUCAUAAUAAUAAUAAUGGGAAUUUUUCGUGGGCGAUCGACAAGAAUAUUCACGAGUUAGGACAACAAGUGCAGCAACCUUGUUAUACUGAUGAUGGUGAUAUCAAGUUUCAAGUGAAUCAGACAAUCUUUCUGAAUAAUCCAAUGUUUGAAUUGCAGUAAAUUUAUAUAUGUUACAAGGCUUACCCAAUCUAGGGGUAUUAUUGUAAAUUAUGCUGUCUUGUUUUGAAAUGAUUAUAUAACAAUUAGUUAAA
This is a messenger RNA of Erythranthe guttata (spotted monkey flower), 1041 nucleotides long. RefSeq names its product NAC domain-containing protein 2. Gene Ontology annotation, molecular function: DNA binding. Lineage: Eukaryota; Viridiplantae; Streptophyta; Magnoliopsida; Lamiales; Phrymaceae. Gene Ontology annotation, biological process: regulation of DNA-templated transcription. The record is from RefSeq and is a predicted model, not a curated record.